AUGGCGUCGUAUGCACAUACUGUCACGGAUCCUACCGAGACAAUAGAAGCGCUGGAGAAACAGGUAGGUGUGCUUCAGACACUGGUCAAGGAUACUUUUGACGAGCCCUUGAGCGCACUGCUGCGCCAAUGCGAGACCAGCGAUGCAUCUGCACGUGCGAAAAAUUCCAACGCGCCGCUGCAUGGACGACUGGGCGCGGCAAAGAUACUUGUGAGUGUCGCAUACGUGUACUUGGACGUAAUAUGGAUGUACUUGAAAAUCUCGGGGGUCGACCCAAAGACACACCCCGCGCAUGAGGAGUUGGAACGCGUGCACACGUAUUUCGCCAAGCUGAAGACAGCAGCUUCCGCAGAGGCUUUUGAUAUACAAGGCCCCACUGCGCGUCUUGCCAAGGAGCCGGCCGAACGGAUGAUCGUAGCUGCGGGCGGCGCAGAAAAGCGGAAACAUAUGCGGUUUGAUGAGAGUGCGGAGGAUGGCCAGAGUGCACCUUCUCUCAAAAUCAAAAAGGCUGGGAAAGCUACAGAAAAAGCUUUGAAAUCUGCCAAGGCAGCCAAAAAGAGGCGCAGCGGCGCAACGCACUAG
Malassezia vespertilionis is the source of this 582-nucleotide messenger RNA. RefSeq lists its product as uncharacterized. The transcript has 3 exons. Gene Ontology annotation, cellular component: nucleolus; exosome (RNase complex). The record is from RefSeq and is a predicted model, not a curated record. Gene Ontology annotation, molecular function: DNA binding; RNA binding. NCBI's taxonomy places the organism in Eukaryota, Fungi, Basidiomycota, Malasseziomycetes, Malasseziales, Malasseziaceae. Bases 1 to 582 code for a protein of 193 amino acids. Gene Ontology annotation, biological process: maturation of 5.8S rRNA; regulation of gene expression.